UAAUACCAAUUUUGUAUAUAUAUCCGAACUUCAGUCCACUUUUCCUCUUGUCUCUCACUUUCUGAUUGGAGAGCAAGAAGAAAGCAAGAGAAAACAAUCAUGGGCGACAAGUCUUGUUGUUGGUUAGUGUUCUUCUUGUUCAUUUUUUCAAGCUUCGUAGAACAAAGCCAUGGCAGGGUCAGGAAGCAGACAGAGCUACUGAAACUUCUCCAAAAGGCCAAGAUGCAAGGAAAUUCAGGCAUAGACACCAGCCUUUUUGAAGUGAAUGAAAUUAAAUCUGAAGCUGAGAGUUAUAAGAUUCUUCCACAGAAGGGAAUGAAGGAGAAAGAUAGGAUUGAGAGGUUGCCUGGACAACCACAUGUUGGGUUCAGCCAGUAUGGUGGGUAUGUCACCAUUGAUGAAUCCAAGGGUGAAGCUUUUUACUAUUACUUUGUUGAAGCACCGACUUCUAGGGAGUCUUUGCCUCUUCUUCUCUGGUUUAAUGGUGGUCCUGGUUGUUCUUCUUUGGCUUAUGGAGCAAUGCAAGAGCUCGGCCCAUUCAGGGUUCAUAGCGAUGGCAAAACUCUCUACAGAAACCAAUAUGCAUGGAACAAGGUUGCAAAUGUAUUGUUCUUGGAGUCACCUGCUGGAGUAGGGUUCUCAUACUCAAACACAACAUCCGACAAUCAGAGUGGCGGAGACCGGAAAACAGCCAACGAAAACUAUGCCUUUCUGGUGAACUGGCUGGAGAGGUUUCCUGAGUACAAGAAGAGAGAUUUCUACAUCUCUGGUGAAAGCUAUGCUGGGCAUUAUGUGCCUCAACUUGCACAUACCAUUCUUCAUCAUAACAAGAAGGCAAAUGGGCCCAUCAUCAACCUCAAAGGGAUCAUUAUCGGAAACGCAGUGAUCGAUGAUGAAGCGGAUGACAUUGGAAGGUACCAGUACCUUGGGAGUCAUGCUCUUGUUUCAGAGAAAACUAUACACCAAAUGGAGAAACACUGUAAUUUCUCCCCCGGAGCCACCAGCCAGAGCAAGGAGUGUACAGAAGCUGUUGAUGAAGUUCAUAGUAAUAUUGACGUUAUCGAUAUCUACAACAUCUACUCCCCAUUAUGUUUCAACACCAUUCUCACAGCCAAGCCCAAGAAAGUAACACCUGAAUUCGAUCCAUGCAGCGAUUACUACGUGUCUGCUUAUCUGAAUAGGGCUGAUGUUCAGAAGGCCCUCCAUGCCAAUGUGACCAAGCUCAAGUAUGAGUGGCGACCUUGCAGUGACAUUGACAAGAAUUGGACAGAUAGCCCCUUGACCAUCAUUCCCCUUCUGCGCGAGUUCAUGGCAAAUGGGCUUCGUGUAUGGGUAUUUAGUGGGGAUACUGAUGGAGAUGUGCCAGUAACAUCAACCAUGGCUUCUAUUGGUAAGAUGAGGCUCUCUGUAAAGACUCCAUGGCACCCUUGGUUCGUUGCUGGGGAGGUUGGUGGGUAUACUGAAGUAUACAAGGGAGAUCUAACAUUUGCUACAGUAAGAGGAGCAGGGCACCAAGUGCCAAGUUUUCGGCCCAAGAGAGCUCUUUCACUCAUUGUUCAUUUCCUUUCUGGCACUCCUCUUCCCAAGCCUUCAUCAAAACAUUGACGGGCGUCUUCAAUAUUUCUGGUGGUUUUUAGUAGGGCUUUUAGUCAUGAUGGUUAUUUAUUGCUCAUUCAUCCUUCUUUUUAAUGACAUGUUAAAAUUUGUGACUUGUUUAAAACAUUGAAAUUAAGGUGGGAAGGCUCUCCCGAUGACAGUGUCUAAUGAAAGUGUUUUUGUAUUUUUGAUUAGACGAUAAAAUACUUUGCAAAGUUGCAGAAAAUGAUAUUAUAACCAAAUUAUGGUUGAAGUUAGAAAA
Molecule: messenger RNA, 1858 nt
Organism: Vitis vinifera (wine grape)
Lineage: Eukaryota; Viridiplantae; Streptophyta; Magnoliopsida; Vitales; Vitaceae
Product: serine carboxypeptidase-like 40
Exons: 7
Coding region: 100-1605 (501 amino acids)
Biological process (GO): proteolysis
Cellular component (GO): vacuole
Molecular function (GO): serine-type carboxypeptidase activity
Source: RefSeq, a predicted model, not a curated record